Mytilus californianus (California mussel) is the source of this 2859-nucleotide messenger RNA. RefSeq lists its product as uncharacterized. The record is from RefSeq and is a predicted model, not a curated record. NCBI's taxonomy places the organism in Eukaryota, Metazoa, Mollusca, Bivalvia, Mytilida, Mytilidae. The transcript has 5 exons. Bases 107 to 1813 code for a protein of 568 amino acids.
AAUAACGGUCAAUGUCGAUAUUUAAAAUAUCUUUAAAUCAUACAUUGCUUGAAAUUGCGUUUUAGUUUAACCAGGAAGCAAUAUCAGUCUUUUUAUAAAUGUUGCAAUGGAAUCUACAGAAGAAACGAUUGAGUGGUCAGAAAAAUCCGCACCCCUCAAAGAAAUAAUCAGAGACGAGAAACUGCCGAUUCUCGUUAAAGUGGCAGAAGGGUUCUAUAACAAUGACAACGAAUCAUUUUCUCCAGGUGAUCUGAUAAGACUGGAUGGUCUUAAGUGCAUUCAAAAGGUGAGAGCUGAUGUUGUAUCUGCAAAAAAUAAAAAAAUGGAAGAGAUAUUUAUUCCGCUUGAAUACAAAGGAAAAGUUAAAAUUACAGGAGUAACAUUGAUGGAGAAAACUUUCCAUUCUGUUGAAGAACUGAUAAAAGUUUUUCCCAGGUAUGUUACUGUGAUAGAGGCUUUCACAUCGCGAACUACAGAACGUUUUUCAGCAAGAAACGUUGAAAAAGGGGACAGUCUUGAACUUGAUAGAUUUCUGGAAGGAAUCGGUUUAGUUUGUACGGAUGUGAAAAGUGGACAACUAUUAAUCAUUUCAACAUCAGGGCAAUACCACCUUAUUUCCAGACCCGACAAUAAUCAGUACACUAUAAAAGAGGUAAUUGAUCGCUUUCCUUUACCUCAAAAUGUAACAUUUGUCGAUGAAGAAGUACAGAAACUUUUUACAACAAAUCUUGAUGAAGCUCUACCCAAUAUAUGUACAUUUACUGGUAGUUUGAAACUUUUGGGAUUCACCACCGAAGAAGUUGUUGUAGGCCAUAGUAAGCCACAGACUCUACAGAAGGAUCAGGGAAAGUUUGUACAUAGAAAUGUUAUCAUGUUGCCUACAAACGGGGAAAUCGUGAAAGAACUGGAAGUAUAUCUUGCCAUCAAACAAGGCGACAAAGAUUAUGAAAUUUUACUGUCAACAAAUGUUUCACAAAGCCAAGAUAUGUCAGCUGUUGAUAGUAUGCUGUAUGUUGAUAUGGUCAAAAAGCCCAGACGCAUGAUAAAUUUGAAGAUCCGCGAAGAAGUACCGUAUUCUGUACCACCUCCUAAAGUUCCUCCUAGAAGAAAAAGUUCAGCAGAAGAUUGUCCAUCAAAUUUGCAAAAAGCAAUGACAAUUCCAAGAAUGCGUGAUAAAGUUGGUGAUAAUGAUGACUAUAUACUGAUGUCAGACAAAAAGGGUGAUGUUGAUCACACCGAUGAUUACGAAGUAAUUGAUGAGUCAGGUGCACAAGAGAUAUUUUAUAAAAGAGAAAUGACUCAAAAAUCAAAAGUCAAGAAAUUAGUUGGUUCAAUUGGGAGGAAAUUUCCAUCUAGCUUGAAAAAUAUCUUCGUUCAAUCAUGGACUCCUACAAGCAGCGGAAAAGAAAUGGGAAAGGAUCAUGCAAAUUGCAGGAGUGGCGUUAAACAAAAUUAUGAGACAAAUUUAGAACAUAUAGGCGAUUUGGAAGGAGGAGAAUACACUGAAAUAGUUGAUACUACGAUUAAACCUGUUUUAGUUGUUAAACCAACGUCGGCAGUUUCACCGAAGCGAAAUGCAGAACUUCUUAAUGAUGAAAGUUUAAAAAAUAUGUCAGUUGAAGAACUUGUUGCUCGUUUUCGAUUUUGUAAAUUAGACAGAUUAGCAGAUUUAUGUGAAAAAGAAGCCUUUGAUGGUAAUAUUUUUGGAAGUUUAACUGAUGAACAACUGCAGAGUGAACCGUUCUGUUUACGGCCUGUUGAUUUAAUUAAAGUACAAAGUGUUAAAAACGGAUGGAGACCGAUAUUCAAAUGAAAAUAAAAAGUUUUGUUUCUACCAAUUAACAGCUUAUCAACAUCAAAAGAAAAAAGGGAUAUUGUAAUAUAUUAAUAUCUUAUAAACAUCAAAUGAAAAAUUUGAGUAUUUUUAAUGUAACGGAAAGUGCUUAGAUUAUAUCUUUUAAGUCCCUUUACACUGUUAAAAGAUCAUAAACCAAAGAAUCCUUAUGAACUUAGAAGACUGCAUUCAAAAAUACACAUAUUUCGACAUAAAUUAAGUGAAUAUCAAUCAUAUUUAUCAAAUUAACCAGAUGUCUUAAGAAAUGACUUAAUAAAAGCUAUUUCUGCUGUUUAUCCAUCGAACACGCAGCAUCUGGAAGUUAAAUAUAGACAAGUCGCGACUGAUCGUCCCACAGUCUAAUUAAAAUACAGAACUCUGUACUAAAUAUGGAGUAUAACUCUCGUUAUACUCCAUAUUUUAAUUAGACUGAUCGUCCCACGAACUGUUGCAAUGUGUUAUAACAGGUUAAAAUCAAUCGGCCUGCCUGUCUAGAAGAAAACAGAGUAUAUUCUUAUAAACAUGUUAUUAUCCUGCAUGUGAAUGUAAUAUUUGCUGUUGGGUUGUACACGUCAAAUCAUCAUUGUUGAACCAAUUCCUGCCUAGUCAUUUUGGGGCCCUUUAUAGCUUGCAGUUGGGUGUGAGCCAAGGCUCCGUGUUGAAGGCCGUAUACUUUGACAUAUAAUUGUCAACUUUUUACACAUUGUGACUUGGAUGGAGAGUUGUCUCAUUGGCACUCAUACCAAAUCUUCUUAUUUCUAUCAAACACAUUUGCAGAAAGAUUUGUAUGCCAAACAAAUUACAUUUUUCUCUUAACUUUUAAGGGUGUGCAACAACUACAUACGUUACCCCGAGAGGUGCAUCAACUGUUUCCCCGAGAGAUAUUUUUAAGGGUGUUCAACAACUGUUUCCCCGAGAGAUAUUUUGCUACAAGAGAGCUGAUCUUUAGAGACUCUCAUGUGUUCGUUAAACAAUAUCGUUCCUUUUCAAUGCAUAUUAAUAUGAUAAUAUAUUUUGAUGGUUAG